Penicilliopsis zonata CBS 506.65 is the source of this 1053-nucleotide messenger RNA. RefSeq lists its product as hypothetical. Lineage: Eukaryota; Fungi; Ascomycota; Eurotiomycetes; Eurotiales; Aspergillaceae. Bases 55 to 1053 code for a protein of 332 amino acids. The transcript has 7 exons. Gene Ontology annotation, molecular function: catalytic activity. The record is from RefSeq and is a predicted model, not a curated record.
CUGGAACACUCACCUCACUGGUAUCACUAUCACCAUCUUCUCCCACCGUCUAACAUGGCUAUCGACAAGAUCAACGUAUCGGGCGACCCUCGCGUUCAGCGUCAGUCUGCCGAGAUUAAUGGCAAAACUUACGGCUAUCUCCUCGCCCAGCCAGAGUCGGGUAACUACAGCGCCACGGUCGUGCUGAUCCAUGGCUUUCCGGACAUCUCUAUGGCAUGGCGCUAUCAGAUUCCUCUCUUCCUUGAAAUGGGACUCCGCGUCGUAGCCCCCGAUUGCAUUGGAUACGGACAAACAGAUGCCCCCGAGGACCUCUCGUUAUAUUCCCAGAAGAACAGCGCGGAUGAUAUCAAAGCUCUGGUUCAUCAUCUAGGAGAGUCGAAGAUCAUCCUUGGUGGCCAUGAUUGGGGCGCUGCGCUGGUAUACCGCAUCGCACUGUGGCAUCCGGAGAUUAUCAUGUCGCUGUUCACCGUGUGCGUGCCGUUUAUGCCUCCGUCGGAGAAAUUCAUACCUCUCGAGGACGCCGUGAGAACCAUUCUCCCGAACUUCGCGUACCAGCUGCAGUUCAAAGACGGGGAUCUCGAAUCGGUCAUCCAGACAAGGGAGGAUAUCAAGAACUUCCUAUCAACCCUGUACGGUGGACGGACGGACGAAGGAGAACUUGCCUUUGCGGUUGAGAAGGGCGUCUUGCUGGACAAGAUGGGUCGAGUUAAUCCGUCUCCAUUGCUGUCGGAAGAGGAACUGGAAUACUAUACCAACGAGUUCUCACGGAAUGGCGUCCGCGGACCCUUGAACUGGUACCGCACCCGCGAAAUCAACCAUAACGACGAGCUCGCCAUUCUCGACCGCCGAAUCACCUGUCCCGUCCUGUUCAUCCAGGCGCAGAGGGACUCGGCCCUCCCGCCCCAUCUGGGCCGGGGAAUGGCGAAGACGAUCCCCCAGGCGGUCGUUGAGCAGGUGGAUACCUCGCACUGGGCACUGUGGGAGAAGCCGCAGGAGGUGAACGAGAUUCUGGCCUCGUGGUUGAAGGGGUUACUUGGGCAGGUCAAGCUGUAG